CCACUGGGCCGUAUCUCUUUCCCAGCUCAUCCGCCUCAUCCAAGCACGCAAAGCCGAAACAGAACAGGAAAGAAACGCGCCCAGGAGGGAUUCCGGCGUCCUCUUCUCGCAAGCCCUAGAAGCCAUGGUCCGUGGAGGCCGCAGGUGACCGGCGCCGGUAGCAAGAGGCGCCAGGAGGAGUGGUGGUGGUUGUUGAGGCGCGGCAAGAUGUCGGUGCGGAUAAAGGCGGUGGUGGACAGGUUCGUGAAGGAGCUCAAGGAGGCGCUGGACGCGGACAUCCAGGACCGCGUCAUGAGGGAGCGCGAGAUGCAGAGCUACAUCGAGGAGCGCGAGCGCGAGGUCGCCGAGCGGGAGGCCGCGUGGAAGGCCGAGCUCCCCCGCCGCGAGGCUGAAAUUGCGCGGCAAGAGGCAAGGCUUAAAAUGGAAAGGGAGAAUCUGGAGAAAGAAAAGAGUGUCCUGAUGGGAACUGCUUCGAAUCAGGAUAACCAAGACGGAGCCCUUGAGAUCACAGUCAGCGGUGAGAAGUAUAGGUGCCUGCGCUUCUCCAAGGCGAAGAAGUGAGGCACCGCUGCCUCCUUCCUGUUCCCAAAUAAUCAGGUGAUUGAACGCCACAUGAGAUGAUGCCUGCCUGCCUGCCUGCCGAUCGAGUGCAGUAACAUGAAUGGCUUCCAAUUAUCGUCACAGCACAGGAGCCAUGUUAGGUCCAGCUUCUGAUUGCCAGCGUCGGUUCACUUCGAAAAAACAAUUAAGGACAUUGCUUUUCUUUUCUCUUCCCUUCAGAACUCGGGGCUGGAGCUACCUGUUCUGCCCCCGGUCAAUAAGUUUUUGGUUCCAAUUUUCUGUCCAAGAUUCAGUUGUGCUCCUACAAUUUAAUUAUUUUCACGUGGC
Triticum urartu is the source of this 888-nucleotide messenger RNA. RefSeq lists its product as uncharacterized. NCBI's taxonomy places the organism in Eukaryota, Viridiplantae, Streptophyta, Magnoliopsida, Poales, Poaceae. The record is from RefSeq and is a predicted model, not a curated record.